Suhomyces tanzawaensis NRRL Y-17324 is the source of this 1407-nucleotide messenger RNA. RefSeq names its product putative lipoate--protein ligase. Lineage: Eukaryota; Fungi; Ascomycota; Pichiomycetes; Serinales; Debaryomycetaceae. Bases 1 to 1407 code for a protein of 468 amino acids. Gene Ontology annotation, cellular component: cytoplasm; mitochondrion. The record is from RefSeq and is a predicted model, not a curated record. The transcript has a single exon. Gene Ontology annotation, molecular function: lipoyltransferase activity. Gene Ontology annotation, biological process: protein lipoylation.
AUGUUCAGGCAUUUGGAAUCCUACAUUCGCUUACGGCCUCUAGUGCUUAAUAGAACGGCCCAAAGGUCUCUCAAUAAUGUCCAAUUACCUUUUCAAGACGAUUUAACUGCUGCAGACUCCGAUGACUUCGGGUUGAGUGACUUCCAGCACUACCAAGAAUCUCCGGAAAUCGUUGCAAAAAGACAAGAAUUAAGUGGUUUCAAUCCAACUAUCGAGGAUGCUACGUCAAAUAAUAUAAGCAAAGUUCAGGAGGAACCCAUAUCGUUUGAAGAACAGACCAAGUUGAAGAGGCCAGCGAUAUUCGUAUCCAAACUUUCCAACCCCUACACCAACCUUGCAAUAGAAGACUAUGUCUACAACAAUAUGCCCAUACCGACAGAGAGCGGCUCCAAUUUCAACCGUUUGAUGUUUUACACAAACUCUCCUUGUGUGGUUAUAGGCAAGAACCAGAACCCUUGGAAAGAAGUGAACAUUCCGUUAUUGAAUUCAUUGCAUAUACCUUUGGUGAGGAGGAAGUCUGGGGGAGGUACAGUUGUUCACGACAUGGGGAACGUUAACUAUUCAUUUAUGACAACGAAAGCGCAAUUUGAUAGAUUUCAAUUCGCCGAGUUAGUUGUAGAAGCCGUCAAUAAUUGUCAAGAGUCUCCACACAAGAUCCAGGUGAAUGAAAGAGGAGACAUCGUUACAGUAACGGAUGGUAUAAAUUACAAAAUUAGUGGAUCUGCUUACAAACUUUCUAAAGGUAAGUCUUACCAUCAUGGAACCAUGUUGCUUAAUCUGAGAUUGGAUAUUCUAGGCAAACUUUUGAGCAGAGACGAAAAUGCAAUAGGCAAGGUAGAGUCGAAAGCAAGUAUCGCUUCUGUGAAAUCAAAAGUGACGAAUUUGGGACUUUCCCAACUGAAAUUCAUAGAGGUUGUCAGUAGAGGAUUUACCAAUUCAUUUGGAAAGAAUGAGACCAUUGAAACUCAUGAAGCAGACGAAUACGACCAAAAUGAGUUAUUCGGGUUGACUGAUUUUGUUGAAGCAAACACUGACAGGUCAGCCUCAAGCUUUAUUAUAGAUGAAACGACUGAAUUACCGGACGAAAUCAUCAAGCUUUCUGACGAGCUUAGAGAAUGGUCUUGGAGAUAUGGAUCUUCACAGUCGUUCAGUCAUGAAAUUACCAACCACAAGUUGGGCUUCACCAUUACGUUUCAUGUUGGCAAGCAUGGUGUUGUGGAAAGCUUUGAAUUGCAAUUCAACGACCCCCAAUUGUUGGCCCAAGAAAAGAUAGAAGAGAGCUUUGAAUUCCUCCAGACCUUUGUUGAAAAGGGUAGUGUCCAUUAUAGAGGCAGUGAUAUUGCUGGAUUUAUUACCAAUGACAUGAUUAGUGACUGGGUCGGUGAGUGCAUCGAUAACACUGUAUAG